This is a messenger RNA of Pseudovirgaria hyperparasitica, 1191 nucleotides long. RefSeq names its product diphosphomevalonate decarboxylase. Gene Ontology annotation, molecular function: ATP binding; diphosphomevalonate decarboxylase activity. The transcript has 2 exons. NCBI's taxonomy places the organism in Eukaryota, Fungi, Ascomycota, Dothideomycetes, Acrospermales, Acrospermaceae. Gene Ontology annotation, cellular component: cytosol. The record is from RefSeq and is a predicted model, not a curated record. Gene Ontology annotation, biological process: isopentenyl diphosphate biosynthetic process, mevalonate pathway; isoprenoid biosynthetic process. The coding region runs from base 1 to 1191 and encodes 396 amino acids.
AUGACCGACCAGAAGAUCUAUCGGGCCAGCACCACUGCCCCUGUAAACAUUGCGGUGAUUAAAUACUGGGGCAAACGUGACGCGAAGCUCAACCUACCUACAAAUUCCUCUCUAUCCGUCACCCUCGCUCAGAACGAUCUCCGGACCCAUACCACUGCCUCCUGCAGUGCAAAAUACCCCGCCGAAGAUGUCCUCGUCCUCAACGGCGCUCCUCAAGACGUGACUGGAGCCCGUACCCAGGCUUGCUUCAGGGAACUCCGAGCUCUGAGGAAAGACCUCGAGAGCAAGGAUUCAUCUCUCCCUCCUCUCUCGUCCUACCCCCUCAAGAUCGUCUCCGAGAACAACUUCCCUACGGCCGCUGGUCUUGCGAGCAGUGCUGCUGGCUUCGCAGCCCUCGUCCGUGCCAUCGCCAACCUCUACGAGCUCCCAUCCAACCCUACUGAUCUGUCCAGGAUCGCAAGACAAGGAUCUGGCUCGGCAUGUCGCAGUCUCUUCGGCGGUUAUGCAGCCUGGGAGAUGGGCACCAAGGACGACGGCUCCGACAGUGUUGCAUAUGAAGUUGCGCCCGCGUCGCACUGGCCGGAGAUGCGCGCCUGCAUCCUCGUUGUGAGCGCCGAGAAGAAGGGCGUGAGCAGCACGACGGGUAUGCAGACGACUGUUGCCACGAGCACAUUGUUCGCCGAGCGUGCACGCGACACUGUGCCGAAGCGAAUGAAGGAGAUGACAGAGGCGAUCCAGAAGAAAGACUUUGAGGCAUUUGCGAGGUUGACUAUGAAGGACAGCAAUAGCUUCCAUGCUACGUGCCUGGACACAGAGCCACCAAUCUUCUACCUGAACGAUGUCUCUAGGGCCGCCAUCACGGCUGUCAAUGCUAUCAACCAGGCUGCAGGCAAGAUUAUUGCUGCUUACACCUUCGACGCUGGUCCGAAUGCUGUUGUUUACUACUUGCAGAAGGAUGAGAAGGAGGUCGCUGGUGCGUUCAAGGCUCUGCUUGAGUCAAAGGACGGCUGGGCUGGUGAAAGGGGCGCUGCAGUCGAAGUGAACUCGACUGGUGCUGCGAACUUCGACGAGAAGAGCGCCGGAGCGCUACAGAAUGGUAUUAGUAGGGUCAUCUUGACGGGUGUGGGCGAGGGCCCAAUCAAAAUUGACGAGCAUCUGAUUGACGAGAACGGCGAACCAGUACACAAAUAA